This is a messenger RNA of Oreochromis aureus, 2140 nucleotides long. RefSeq names its product hemicentin-1-like. Lineage: Eukaryota; Metazoa; Chordata; Actinopteri; Cichliformes; Cichlidae. The record is from RefSeq and is a predicted model, not a curated record. The transcript is spliced from 8 exons. Gene Ontology annotation, cellular component: external side of plasma membrane. Gene Ontology annotation, biological process: cell surface receptor signaling pathway; T cell costimulation; negative regulation of T cell proliferation. The coding region runs from base 494 to 1726 and encodes 410 amino acids.
AAAGGUUUUGCUUCCUACCCAUCUUAAUCAAAGAAAUUAUCCACAUCUGCUCAUUCUGCGUAAAGAAUGGGAGGUGAGUUUAGUGAAAGAGCGUGUGUGGAAGUGACGCAAGCAUAAAAAGGAGUGCUAGGAUAGUUGGAGAGUCAUUUAAUACUGUCUCUGUUUCACCAGAAGCAUAAAUAUUAUUUAAAUGUAUGCUAACACGCAAUUUUCUCGGUUUGAGUGCAAGAGGAGACAUAAAUAACUUGGGGAUUGCAUCAAGAAGGACAUGAUGCACCAUUAGAUACAAAAUUCUGCCAAAUCCAAUAUGUGGAGCUACACAUUCUUGCUCCUCUUAGAUAAGGGAGUAGCAAAAGUAGCUUUUACUUUAAAUCACUUAAAUGCAUUUUGCACCCUCUUGUUUGAUUUGUAAAAAAAACAAAAAAAUCCCUUUGAUGUAAAACGGUUGCAAACUGAGCCUGUUAAUUUUAACUGUCAUUACAGGUAAAGAAUCAUGGCCUCCGGUGGUACUCUUUUAUUCAUUUUCACUGCCCUCUGUGUCACUGCAGUCAAGAGUGGAUUUAUAAAAGUAGAAUGCAAAACUAAAAAUGUAGGACACUAUGGCCAACAGUCACUGCUGGAGUGUGUCGUCAAAACAUCAACAGAUGCACCUGAUCCAACUAUCCGUACGGUUGCUUGGAAAAAACUGACCUCUCCAGAAGAUGAAGGUGAUCUCGUGUUGGGUUUUAAUAGAGGGAAAUGGGACCGGCCAAAGCGAGGUUACAGGUUUGCUGAUCCAUCAUGGGACAAGAAGAACAUGAAUGUAUCUCUGCUCAUCACCAACACUGCAGUGGCAGACGAUGGAGAUUACGAGUGCAUAGUGAUUACAGACAGUGGUGAUGACAACGUGGUCACUACCCUUAAAGUCCAAGCCAGAUACAGUGUCCCGACUGUACAUUCCAUCCCUGAGAAAAUUGUCCCAAAUACAGACAGUACCCUGAUCUGUGAGUCUCAUGGAGGCUACCCAAAGGGAACACUUCGCUGGUUUGAUGAAGAGAAGUAUGAGUGGACAAGAAGCUCUGAAAUGGAGGCAACACAGUCAGACGAUGGUUUGUUUCAACUCACAAGCAGACUCCUUUUUUUGCAAGGAUCCACUUUCCAGAAGUAUACCUGUGCUGUGUUCAAUGCCAGUGGAAGCAAAGAGGAUGAGUUUACAUUUGAAAUGCCACCACCUCCUUCAGCCAGAUACAGUGUUCCGACUGUACACUCCAUCCCUGAGAAAAUUGUCCCAAAUACAAACAGUACCCUAAUCUGUGAGUCUCAUGGAGGCCACCCAAAUGGAACACUUCACUGGUUUGAUGAAGAGGGUAAUGACUGGACACAAAGCUCUGAAAUGGAGGCGACACAGUCAGACGAUGGUUUGUUUCAACUCACAAGCAGACUCCUUUUGUUUAGAGGAGCCACUUUCCAGAACUAUACCUGUGUUGUGUUCAAUGCCAGUGGAGGCAAAGAGGAUGAGAUCAUAUUUGAAAUGCCAGCACCACCAAGACUAACACCUCCUUCAGGUCCAGAGCCGAUAGAGAUCUGCAAAAUAGUUGUCCGUCUGGUGGUCAUUGGUUCACUGAUGGUAGGAUUGCUGUGUGUGCUGUUGUUCUGCAGAUGGAAAGCUCAACAGGUCCAGAAGUGCUCUACUGAACCUCGUACGGUUGGCCAUCAUGCAGUUUACAGACCUGAAGUGAAUCUGUAGGCAGGAGGCACCACACACCGGAUGAUUAUACUGUAUCAAUUUAAUGCAACACGUCUCUUAUUCGCUAUUUACGCUAUUUGUAUUUUCCUAUUGCAAACACAGUGUAUAACCAGGCGUACCAUGUAUUACUGUGUGUUUAGCAGACAACUCAUAAGACCUUUAUUCACUUAAACUCUGUAUAUAAAAGAAUGAAGUCUUGAGCUUAAAAAAACAUCUUUGAAUCAAGCCAAGAUCAACGAGGCAGGGAACCGUUACAGGCCAAGUCAUUUACAAACAGUCACACCAGACUAGAAAUGGAAGACUUAUGAUUUCACUUGGUUGACUGAGGAAAUGUUUGUAUACAUAUAACACAGUUUUGUUGAGUCCAUGUAGAGCUGGGCGAUAUAAGAUUUUUUCAUAUCACGAUAUGUUUUU